This is a messenger RNA of Caenorhabditis briggsae, 2319 nucleotides long. It is a transcript of the gene Cbr-smg-6, whose product is annotated as Protein CBR-SMG-6. Gene Ontology annotation, cellular component: telomerase holoenzyme complex. Gene Ontology annotation, molecular function: telomerase RNA binding; telomeric repeat DNA binding; protein binding. NCBI's taxonomy places the organism in Eukaryota, Metazoa, Nematoda, Chromadorea, Rhabditida, Rhabditidae. Gene Ontology annotation, biological process: nuclear-transcribed mRNA catabolic process, nonsense-mediated decay. The record is from RefSeq and is a predicted model, not a curated record.
AUGGUGAAUCGAGCGGAAAUCAACCGUCGCCGACAGGAAGAAAUCGAUAAAAACGAGGGAUUAAGCAUUCGAGAGAUCGGCGAAAGGAUGGAUAAGCUGUCUGGAGUCAAGAAGCGAGACUUGAAGUCGGCUGAGAGGAUUUCCGAGUUUAGCAUGGAACUUGCGAAUAUCUACUCGAAACUGAUUCUUGAAGACGUCAUCUACUCGUUCACAGCGGGUUUAGAGCAGAAGCUAUUCCGGCAGGCGUUUUAUAAGUCAAUCGAAUGUCUCCGGUCUGGCGCCAACUCUGCGUCUCCAGACGCUCGUCUAAUCCGGGCGGCAACUCAAAAGCUGCUCCUGAACGGAAUUGUGUUCUAUGAAACCCUGAUUUCCAAGUAUGAGCAACAAUUCCAGCUGACUCUUGCCGAUGUGCUGACGUGGCAAUCGGGAUUUCCGACGGAUGAGCAAUUGUGCUCCACUGCACUCGAUCUACCCGUUGGAAUUCAGAAAUUCGAGACGGCGACACAGAAAACUGCCAUCAAAUCUCUCUCCCGACACCUAAUCUCACUUGGAGACCUUCAUCGAUACAAAAGUUUGAUCGAUGGAUCGGAGAAUUACGAAAUCUCGAAAAGCUACUACCAGAAAUCGUCACAAUUAUGGCCGAGUACAGGACACCCGUACAAUCAGCUAGGAAUCGUCGUCUACUAUUCGAUGCUGUACCGUAGUGCACGACGUGCCCGUCUAGUGCCCGUCGACGUGCUGUCUAAACAACGACAGAAGCGCGUCAUCGACGAAUUCUUCUAUCUAUCUCGUGCUCUAGCGUGUUCCCACCCAUACGAAGCGGCCCGGGACCGUCUGAAGCAAAGACUAGAUGCGAUGAGAACGAAAAUCUCAAAAUAUCAGCCCGUUUUGGACAAGGAGUGCGGAAUUGUCAAGGAGCAGGGAAACGCGUUGAGAAAGUUGCAAAUGAUUCAGCAGAUCUGGAUUCAUCCGACAACCGAAUCAACGGAAUACGGUACUGGAGAGAAGGUGGUCGACGACGUGCUGUCUCAUUUCAUGACGCAUUCAAAGGCGAAACUUCACCGAAGAGCUGUGUCCUAUCUAUGCGACACUUUUGGUCUGUUAUUUACGAAAAUCGGCAUGGAACACUUUGAGAAUGUGUCUGAGAGAGCGUUCGGGUUACUGUAUGCAGCACUGGCAAAGGAGGAAAUCGAUUUUGAAGCAGAUCAGCUGGUGAAAUUGGCUGUCAUGUUCAUUUUUGUGGUUCAAACGAAUUUUGAAAAGGCAUCCACUUCAUCUGAAUCUACUUCCCAAAUUCAAAUUUCCGCGAACAACCUCUGCACCUAUUUCCACAUCCUUCUGGAGCACAUGCCACGUCAUCGGGACCUCAUCUUCCCGGCAAUCAACGUAAUUGCCACGUGGAUUCGACACGAUGCCACUGAAGAGAUUCUGAAGACGUUGGGACAUCAUCUGGAGACACUGACGUCGUCGAUUUUGCCGAACUUCCAGGAAUUUCCCGGAUUUCCAGAAGAUGGAAUUCCAGAAUUGUCUGAAAAUCAAGUGUACCCGGAAGCCGUCCUUCUGGCGAGCUUCUUCAAAAUUUUCGACGCCGUCCCGACGGCUGCCACGUCAUCUAGAAUCGAAAAUUUGAAUUUGGCGGUUGAGAAAUUCAGAAUUUUGGAAGCAAAAUCAGAAAAUUCUGAGGAGAAGACGUCGAAAAUUGAGAGGAAUUCAGAAGAGCCAAAAUCCCGAGAAAAAAUGAUCGAAGAGGAGCGAGAUAAAGGAAAGGGAACGAUUUUGAUCCACCCAGAAUACCUCAUUCCGGAUACCAAUGUCUUUGUUGGAGAACUACAACUUGUUAAGGAGAUUCUGGAGAUGGCACAAACUGCGAAGAAAUUUCAGAUUUUGGUGCCAACCAUAGUGCUCGACGAGCUGCAGAGCAUCUCGAAGCUAUCUCCAACCGACUCAAAAAGCCAAUCUGAGCAACACGACCCUGACCGAAUUUCCAAAGCAAAAAUGGCUGUAAAUUGGAUGAAAGAGCAGUCGAAACUGAAGACUCCGAAUCUCUACACUCUGACAACCACUGGAAAACGGCUGGCUUCGUUGUUACUAGCCGCUGAGGAUUUGAGUGGAAUCGGGAAAAUGACCAACGACGACAUGAUUCUGAACAGCGCCCUCCGCUGGUCAGAAUCCCUCCCACUUCCAUCCCAGACCUCCGUCCUUCAAAAAGAGGCAACAACAAUGAAUUGCGUUCUGAUCACCGGCGAUCGUGGUCUUACGAUCAAAGCCAUUGGCAACAAUCUACCGUGUCGAGGAAUCGCGAAUUUCGUUAAAUGGAUG